UUCAAAUAAAUAUAUGGUAAGACUUUACAAGUUGUCGGAUAGGUUACAUUGGACUUAACUUCUUCUGUAGAUGCUUGUCUUAAACCAAUUAGCCAACUGAUAUUUACACUUAUUUCUUAUGCAAAGCUAGUUAUGGUAUAAAAAGUGUUAGUCUUUAGCCAAUUUGAUAGAUCUUAAUAAUCCCAAAGAAGUUUUAUGCAAUGUUAUAGCCAAAGAAGAGCACAGUUUUAGUAGAUCCGACAGCCCAACCAGUAUUAUCAAGCCCAAGAACUAUGGAAGCCUGCAACAAACUUGGAUACACGCUUGAAGAGCUAAAGUUCAAGACCAAACAUGAGCUAAAGAUUAAAAUGGGAGAUCUUCAGGUUACCAAAGAGGUCCUUGACAUCAGGUGGAACGCAUAUGAAGAUAACAGGAAGAAUAAGAUUAAUAAAGUGAUGGACGAAAGAAGAAAAAUAAUUGAGAAAAAUGAAGAAUAUAUCAGUUCUGCAGCAUUGCUAACUUCCAUCGACCGUAACUCACCUCAAAGACUUAAGGACAUCAAGCUGCAUAAUAGUGUUUUAUACCAGGAUAUCGAGAACAUGAUUGAAGAGGAUGAGGAAAUCAGGAAGCAGAAACUAGAAAUCGAGAAAAUCAAGCAAGAUCAUCAAAAGGAACUUGAGAAGUACCUCAAACAGGAAAUUAACAAUGAGUUCUCUAUGGAUACCGUGAAUAAAAGCGCUCAGGAAUUCGCCAAGGAAAACUUGCUGAAAAAGAAACAGAAGGAAAUAGAAGAAAUCAAGAUGCAUGCCCAGAUCAAGAGACAACAAUUUGAAGAAAGAGAAAAGAAGGCUAAAGAGAAGGAAAUGCAAGACAAAAUGGAGCAAAUGGACCGUCUUGAGGAAGAACGCAAGGGCUUACAACAAGACUAUGACCUCCAAGAACAGAAGAUGAAAGAGUCACAUAAGAAGUUAAUGGAUAGAAUGAAGAGAGAUAACAUGACAAAGCAACAAAUCGACCAAUUCAGAGCAGAACAAAAGAAUAAGAUGGAAGAGAGAAGGUCAGUGUUCGACAGAAAGGUAAUUUACUUCUUGACAUCCCUACAGUUAUCCAAUAUUGAAGAUAGAAUACAAAACGUACACAGAAGUAGAGAAAGGAUAGUACAGUCAAUAAAGCAAGACCAUGACCAAAGGAUGACAAAGACACAGGAAAAGUUCCAUAACAACCUCAGAUCUUUCCAGAACAACAUCAGCGUGAAGUACAACAAAAAGGUUGAGAGGGCUCAGGAACAACUGGCUAAACUUGAAAAUAUCAAGGAAGAAGAGAUUCAUAAAAGGAAAAAGAUAAGUUAUCACAACAAAGAAAAGGUUAAACAAAAGCAUGAUGAGUUAAUGGCCAUGCGCUUAAGGGAGCUCAAGCGUAAGAACAGACAAACCGAGCAGCACUUCCUUAGCUCCCAGAAUAAGAGAAAGCAGGAGCUUGAGGAGAAGAGAAAGGAAGCUGAACUUAGAGAGAAGCACAGGGAAGAAGUCAGAAGUAGAGUUAACCAAGAAUUCCAAGAGAAACUCCACAAGACAAGCGUUAAACUGGAGAAAAUAGAUGAGAAAGCAGAACGAGUCAAAAGAGAGAAGGAAAAGGAAAGACUCCUGGCUAUAGAGCUAGAAGCUAUCAGGAGAAGAGAGAGGGAAGAAGAAGCAAAGAGGAUCCUCAGAGCUGAAGAAUAUAAGAGAAACCAAGAUGCAAAUGAGAAAGAGAAACAACAUAUCAAAGCAACCUAUCUAAUGUCCAAAAGAAAGGAAGUCAAAGAGCUUAGGAAGACAGUCAGACAGAAUGCUUUACUGUAUAAAGAAAAGGUGAAACAGGAGGUGUCAAAGCUUAAGAAGAAGAGAAAGUUGAGUCCUGACAGAAUUCAUAUCAAUGUUGACCCUUACUCCACAGAUAAGAUGUAUAUCUCUCAUGAUACUAGCAAAUCUAGCAGCCAACCGGACAUAAAUAGCAUCAAAAGAAAGGGAAGAAAGUUUGCUCCAUCCGGAAGUUACGUAUCUUCAGACAAAGACCAAGAAAGAGGAAACUAGACAUUUAUUCA
Messenger RNA from Moneuplotes crassus, 2062 nucleotides. The record is from the annotation of a GenBank genome assembly. Lineage: Eukaryota; Ciliophora; Spirotrichea; Euplotida; Euplotidae.